AUGGAACAAUUUAGACGUGUAGGGUUUGCAGUGGUUAGGGGAGCCUUAGCUAGAAUCGUGAUUAUGAAGCUGAUCAGUUACAAUAUUAGAGGUUUAGGAGGGCUGGCUAAGAAGAAGGAAAUGUUAAAUUUAAUUCGUAGAUCUGGAGGGCUAUUGGUUAUUUGGGAUAGUAAUACUUUUUCAAUUCGGAGAAAGCAGUUGAUGGAACACGUCUUAUGGCUGGAAGCUUGUGGAGUAAAAGUGUUUCUGGAGAAUAUAAAAUUUAAAAUUAUUGGCGCAGAGCAUAAUGAAGAACUGGUGCGAGAAUCUACUGAAUCAGAAGUUCGAAGAGCUGUAUGGGAGUGUGAUAGCGACAAAAGUCUAGGUCCGGAAGGAGUGAAGUUUUGCUUUGUGAAAGAAUUUUGGGACGAAAUGAAACAGGACUUCAUUGAGGGUAUGGUGAUAUCGGAGCCUCAGUCUGCCUUCAUAUCUGAUAGACAGAUUCUGGACGGGAUUUUAAUCGCAAAUGAAAUUGUGGAUGAAGCUAGGAGCAGGAAAAAAGAAGUGAUAAUGUUUAAAGUAGAUUUUGAGAAAGCCUACGACUCGGUGGACUGGAACUUCCUCGACUUUGUGAUGUUAAAGAUGGGAUUUCACGAUAAAUGGAGAAGGUGGAUUAUAGAAUGCCUCAAAACUUCUUAUGUAUCAGUGCUUGUUAAUGGCAGCCCGACCAAGGAAAUUGAAGUAGCAGCAAACUUAUUGAAUUGCAAGACGGGCUCAACUCCUUUCAAAUACCUUGGACUCCCAAUCGGAGUCAAUUCUAAGAGAUUAGUAACAUGGAAUCCUGUGAUAGAAGCUGUUAAAUUAAGAUUUUCAAGAUGGAGGAAUCAACAUCUAUCAAGUGGUGGUCGAGUGGUGAUCCUUAAAUCUGUCCUUUAUGCUCUUCCGGCUUACUUUCUCUUGUUCUUCAAAGCUCCGACAGGUUUGUGGCAUAACGUUUGCAAAUGGCUUAGGAUCAACACGACCCUGCACAGAGAAAGAUUGGCUCACUUAUCUCAAUUUGAAGGGUUGGCUGGAGGUGGAAGGGCUUCGUUUUCAAACUUAGGCGUGAUUUGGUUCGCAUGUGUGUGGAGUAUAUGGAAAGCCAGGAACGACAAGCUGUUUGGUAACAAGGAGGUGGUUGUCCACAAAUCUAAUCAACUUGAAGCUAAAUUUAGCUCAAUGUCAUGUAGAUCCAAGGGCCUGCAUAGGCAUUACAAAAUCAUAAUUUCAGCUUUUUGUGUUAGUCGCUUUGUGCUUUCUGCUCAGGUGGGUGUCGUCGCUCGGGUGUUUGUUGUAGUCGCUGCAGUGUUGUCCUCGAGCUAUUUCUGCUGGUUCUGGUGUUGUUUCUGUUGUAUGUUCAUGUUAUGUUUCAGUCCCGACGCGUGUCAGAUUCGUUGCGUUGGCGUGUAUUUCGGUUAGGCUGGUCUGGUUAGAGUGUGCUUUGUUCGGGAAUUGUUUCUGCUCCUUUUUUUGGUGGUGUGCUUCAACCUCAGUCGGCUUAAUAUUGUUCUGUUGGAGCUGUGUGGUGUGGUCGGCUUGUAAUUGGCUUAGUCUUUUUCUGUUGGAGCUGUGGUGCUUAGCAGUGCAGUGUGGUUUCAAAUUUUCAGGUUUGGUGGCUGUCAAGUUGUGCAUUUUAGCUUUGGUCUUCUCAUGCUAUUUUUGGUGGUGUGGAGUAUCUUGGAUUUGGGGAGUUUAUUGUUUUGGCCUAGUUUAGGAGUGUCUCUUUAUUUUCACUUGUUCUGGUUUUUCUUUGCUACUCUGUAGUUCUGCUUGUAUUUACUUUUGUGUGGAUUUUCCUUAAUAAAAAAUUUCUUUUCAAAAAAAACA
Messenger RNA from Lathyrus oleraceus (garden pea), 1845 nucleotides. RefSeq lists its product as uncharacterized. The coding region runs from base 1 to 1437 and encodes 478 amino acids. NCBI's taxonomy places the organism in Eukaryota, Viridiplantae, Streptophyta, Magnoliopsida, Fabales, Fabaceae. The record is from RefSeq and is a predicted model, not a curated record. The transcript has 6 exons.